Molecule: messenger RNA, 1718 nt
Organism: Scaptodrosophila lebanonensis
Lineage: Eukaryota; Metazoa; Arthropoda; Insecta; Diptera; Drosophilidae
Product: alpha-tocopherol transfer protein-like
Exons: 7
Coding region: 381-1319 (312 amino acids)
Cellular component (GO): membrane
Molecular function (GO): phosphatidylinositol bisphosphate binding
Source: RefSeq, a predicted model, not a curated record
ACGUGCCCUCUGGAAGUUGGUUAGUCAGUCGGGAUUGUGUUUUGUGUUUCGUAUACGCCGCGUGUUCUUCAACUUUUGUGCCGCGUCCUGCCUUUUUGCGCAUAAAUGUGUACAUUUUGAACAAAACAUUGUGCUUCUUCCUACGCCUGCCCAUAUUCAUUGCUCACUGCUUGUCUGCCUGACUGUCACUCUGUCAGUUUGUCAAUCGCUCAAGUUGCAAAACGCAUGCGCGUCGCAAAGUUGUGAAGUUGUGUUGAGUGCGUGUGUGUGUGUGUGCGUGCAACGUGAAAUCUGUGUUGGCUUUCAACUGUAUAGUACAUUACUUUUUUAUACGUACAUCUACAUUAAAUUAAACAAUUUUUGCGCGUUCACUUGCAAACAUGGGCAAAGCCGAGUGCAUCAGCUACGAUGAUAACCAAGUACCCUACAUCGACUUGGGCACUGCACGGAUUCGCAUGGAAAAGGAGGAGGCACCCGAAUGGGCGCUGAAGAAGGCACAGGAUGAGCUGCGCGAGCUGCCCGGCAUUAAGGAAGAGGCCAUCAAGGAGCUCCGCCGCCUCAUAGAGAAUGAAAAGUAUCUGAACUUGCCAAUGGAUGAUGAGUACAUGAUGAUGUUCCUCAGACCUACCCAUUACUACCCGGAGAGCGCUUUAAAGCGUUUGAAGAACUUCUAUCACAUGAAACUGAAGUACGGCAUUGCCUGCGAGAAUAUUGUGCCCGGAAAGCUACGGAAUGUGUUCGAGAGCGACAUUCUGUCGUUGCUGCCCACCCGUGAUCAGCACGGACGUCGUCUGUUGGUGCUCGAGGCUGGCAAAAAAUGGAAGCCUUCACAAGUGCCGCUGUGCGAUCUGUUCCGUGGCAUUCAGCUGACGGUGCUGGGCUCCAUGGUGGAGCCAUAUUCGCAGAUUUGUGGUGCUGUUGUCAUCAUUGAUAUGGAAGGUCUGCCACUGAGCCACAUCACACAGUUCACGCCCUCAUUUGCCGCCAUGUUGUUGGACUAUGUGCAGGAGUGCAUCUGUAUGCGACUGAAGGGUGUACACAUUGUCAAUAAUUCCUAUAUCUUCAACAUGCUGUUCGCCAUUUUCAAGCCCUUCAUACGCGAGAAGCUGCGCAAGCGCAUUUUCUUCCAUGGCAAAGAUUGGAAGUCGCUAACAUCCCACAUUGACGCCAACUCCUUGCCACCCAAAUACGGCGGUACGGCCACAUGGGAGCUGCCGCCUGGCAAGCUGCUGGGCGAGUUCUUCGAACUCUACACCCCCGACUAUGAAAGAGCCGACAGUUAUGGCUACAUGGACGGCUAUACGAUGAAGAAGAAAUGAGCUUAGCCAUGACAGUUUUUGAUAUUUUUGUAUUUUAACGCAUUAAGUUGGGUCAUUUGUGAUAUUGCAAUUACUAUAUAUUGUAUUUUGUAGUUGUUUAUUCCAAAUGUUUUUAAGUUUAAGCUUGCAGUAGAAGAAUUGUUAUAAGGCACUCUUAAAUUCUUGCGAUAUUAUACACCACACACAAAAAUUAUAUAUAAACUAUAUGUAGAUGUUACAAAUGUAAAGGCACCAUUGAAGUGCGUGCAACAAAAACACAAAGCAAAGUGCUAAAGAUUUGAAAUAUGACAAACAAAGACUUUAGUAGGGUUUCUAGGCAUAUUGCAGAAUAAUUCUUUUUGUAAUCAUUUAAUUAAGAUAAAUAAAAUACACAUAAAAUUAUGAUAAAUACACAAACUA